CAUCGUCGGAAUUACCAAUGAAAAUAUAACCUAGAAAAUAAUAAGAGAAAUUUUGUGAACUGUCAAAAUAUAAAUAAAUAUUUUAUUUGUUAUAAUUGAUUAAAAAAUAUUAAAAGUUUGUAAUUUUAAUUACAAAUGAAUAUUCUACCAAAGAAAAGAUGGCACGUACGGACCAAAGAAAAUAUUGCCAGAGUUAGGAGAGAUGAAGCUCAAGCAGCAGAAGAGGAAAAAGCGCGUCAAGCUCGUGCUCAAAAAGCUGAAACUGAAGCGAGAUUAAAUUUAUUAAGACAGCAAGCAAGGUCGAAAUACGACGGCAGACCUGAUGAAGAAGAAAAAGUUGAAAAAUCAGAGGAAAAUGAGCACGUUAAUUUUUUCAAAGACUUGGAAGAAGGUAAAGUUGACCACCACAAGCCUAACGCUGAGCGCGAAGCUGAAAAAAAGGUCGAGAAAGAAAAGUACGAGAAGCAGAUCGGGUAUCUUACUUACUUGGGACAAAAUACCAACGAGUCUACUGGCAACAAGAGUUGGUAUGAAGAGGUACCUCACCGUUUAGCAGAUCUGGAUGAUGAAGUCGAAGUUCAAGGGGAAAAGAAGGUCAGGUAUGAUCCUUUGGUCAACAUGAAAAAAUACCUUGGGUCCAUGGGCUCUGAUUUAAAACCUUCUAUAGAGUCAUCUGGUUCUAAAAAACGUAAAUUGUCUACUGAUGGUGUUGAUAAUGAUGAUGAUGAUGAUGAUGAUAGUCGGUCGUUGAAGAAGCAUAAAAAGACGAAGAAAUCAAAGAAGCAUAAACGCGAAAAAGAGGAAGAAAGAGAAAGUAAUAGAGCUAAGCUGAAUAUUGAAAAACUGCGAGCGCAAAGAUUGAUGAGGGAGAGAGCGGAAAAAUUAAGAGCUGAAGCGCUACUGGCUAAGGUUAGAGGUGAUCCUGAGCCGGUGGUUAAGGUCAAGGAGGAACCUAAGACUCCGAAGGUGAAACAAAAAUACAAUUCGCAGUUUUGUCCUGAAAUUGCUAGGCAAAAUUUGGUUAAUACUCCAAGACGGUAAUUAUUCAUAAAAUGGCUGGAAAUAAUGAGACUGAAGUUAGCUGACAAAUUUUUUUUAAUUUUUAUAACAAAUCAAU
Cotesia glomerata is the source of this 1117-nucleotide messenger RNA. RefSeq names its product leukocyte receptor cluster member 1 homolog. The record is from RefSeq and is a predicted model, not a curated record. The transcript has 3 exons. The coding region runs from base 136 to 1041 and encodes 301 amino acids. Lineage: Eukaryota; Metazoa; Arthropoda; Insecta; Hymenoptera; Braconidae.